This is a messenger RNA of Annulohypoxylon maeteangense, 2736 nucleotides long. RefSeq lists its product as uncharacterized. The record is from RefSeq and is a predicted model, not a curated record. The coding region runs from base 111 to 2567 and encodes 818 amino acids. Gene Ontology annotation, biological process: DNA replication; DNA repair. The transcript has a single exon. Lineage: Eukaryota; Fungi; Ascomycota; Sordariomycetes; Xylariales; Hypoxylaceae. Gene Ontology annotation, molecular function: DNA binding; 5'-flap endonuclease activity. Gene Ontology annotation, cellular component: nucleus; Slx1-Slx4 complex.
CGACUUGAUACGAAUAUCCAGUACUGUGACAACUAUCUCCAAUCCUGUCGAUCAACCAUACCCUAGGUUGCGCUUGGCGCAUACCAAUUACCUUGCGACUCCGAUUCGUCAUGUCUACAGCCGACGUCUUCCUGUCAUCUCCCGCAGGUCCUGCUCGAUUUGAUCCCUGCAACAUGUCCUCCUCGCCCGGGUUGCCUUCUCUCGAUGAAAUAUUUGCCAAUGGUUCUAAAAGGCCGCCUUUCCGGGCUGAAAACAACGCAGCACCAAUGCCCGUCAAUGCCCGAACUACAUUUACGAGUGCUGCAAGCCAAUUGCGAGAAGCCCCUGAGAUUGACAUAGAAACAGAAGAAAUUACUAUCUCUCCACCGCGAGCGUCCGAUCCUCGCAAAGCGCAGAAGAAGAAAGUUCUCACAUCGGAAGUUGUUAGCAUAUCAACUGAGGCACCUAUUUUAAUCGAAUCAUCACCGGGGGAAAAACCGUGGCAGAAAUUCGGGAGCAAGAAGCCUGUCUCUCAGGAUAGGCAAUCAUCCACCUCAAAGGGCCGAGUUACAAAGUCAACCGCCAAAGGCAAGUCAAAGGAGAAAUCGGAGACUGUUUCUAAGCACUUUGCUAUUAAGGAGACUGUCGCGAAUUGCACGGAUGACAACUCGAAUAAUGGUACAACAACACACAAAUUGAAGGAUCAGACCUCAAAUGACCCUUAUUGCUUAGAGCCUGCACUAAGGCGACGAAGUGAUUGGACACCACCUCCUGUCGAUAGCCCCAUUCUCCUCGGCUCUGAAUCGGACAGUCGAGAAUUACCUUCGUCUAUUGAUCCUGGGAUGGGAUCGAGGGAUGUAUUUCAAUCCCUCCAAGAUCAAUAUGGACACAAAACUUCUCAGUCGACCUCUACAUCAGAUAAUUCACAGAAAACGGACAUUAUGAAGAAGCGGAAACUGAUUGAGCUCGUCUCCACUAGUAGUGAGAUUGGGCAACGUCCGAAAGAAACGUCUCCGACUAAGGUAGCUGUAACGAAAAAGAAGACGAGGACUAUUACCGAACUAGCAACUGCCCCGUAUAUGAUGCCGAUUGAACCUAGAUUAGAUCUCACGGGGCCGACAACUAAAGAAUCUUUACUCAGCUAUUUUGACGAAGACGGCGCUGUCAAGGCUCUGGUCGAGCACCAAACCGCCGUCAUGUCCCAAAAGAAGGAGAAGGGUAAAGAACCAAAAACAUCCGCGAAACCAAAACGCAAGAAGAAAGCUGGCACAGCAAACAACCCGAUCCUCUUAUCUCCUAGCUCUGCGCUGAAGCAAUCUUCUAACCAGGAUUUCGUUUUUGGGACGUCCAGUCAGUUGGUUAUAGAAGAAUCGCCAACUACACUUAGAAACCUUCAAUUAGCAAUACAGGCCUCAAACAGGGUCGAUUCUGAUCCAUUCGCCGAAUCUGACAGUCAAGGACUUUGGCAUGCGGGUGCAAGAGAUACUGAUGGCGAGCUAAUGAAGAUGGAUGAUAUCGCGCUCAUCGAGGACAUACCUUCACCCCCACGACUUCGAGGACAAUCGCAACAGCUUCGUGAAGAAUUCACCGACAUAAACGACAUCCUCAAAUCUCCAGAAAUCAGCGAUUCAACAAAAUGGGCCCUACGGCGGAAUAUCAACUCCUUUCAAUCUCAAGAUAUCCCUAGGGCCCAGCUCCCCCAAAUCGAUCAUCAGGAGCAUACAGAGUCGCAACCCACAGGCGAGGCAUCUGAGGUUGAGGUAUCCAAUCCACGACCAAAUUUUGAAUCCCUUACCGACGCGCAGCUUUCCAAGCAAAUAGCAUCCUACGGGUUUAAGCCGGUAAAGAAGCGCCAAGCCAUGAUCGCGCUUCUAGACCAGUGCUGGAGUAGCAAAAGUUCCGGACCUUCGAUACCUCAAUCUAAAUCGAUAUCUACGACAGCCACCACAGCAGCACCUAAGAAGAGGACGAAAAAGACCACUCAACCAGAACCGGAACCAGGCCCGGAACCAGAAAAUCCGCCAAAGCGACGCGGUCGUCCGAGAAAGACUUCAACAACGGAAGCGUCCUCAACAUCAAAGACCCCAGCGCCAAAACCCACCACACCAAAGAAAGCUCGCGGCCGUCCGAAGAAGGACGCCCCAAAACCAAUAGAAAUCGCAGACUCCGACGACGACGACCCCGCAUCACCCUCGUCCUCGAGGCCGUCCUCACCCGACCAAGACCGCAUCUUCUCCUCCCCACCCGCAGUCGACCUAUCCCUCUCCGAAGACGCAGACCUGUCCCUCGCACUAUCACCAACAGACCCAACGGACCAGCAAACCGAGCUAUUCAAACACAUCACACGAGCCGUGACGUCGGCGCCCAGGUCAAAAGACCCCGCUAAUCCAUCCUGGCACGAGAAGAUGCUGCUAUACGAUCCGAUCGUACUGGAGGACUUGGCGGCUUGGCUGAAUGCGGGCGUGUUGAGCGAGGUCGGGUAUGAUGCUGAAGUGAGCCCCAGCGAUGUCAAGAGGUGGUGCGAGUCGAAGAGUGUGAUUUGUCUUUGGAAACAGAAUUUGAGGGGGAAGGAGCGGAAGAGGUAUUGAGUGGGGAGAUUACAUACAUAGAUGCUGCUUACCCCUGAAGAAUAUUUACCUAAAUAUUAUAUAUUUGGGUCACUUUUGGGUCCACGUCAAUAGUGAGUUGUUUAUGAUUAGAGGGUUAAUUAUUGACCUUGAUAAAAAGCAACACUGGACUCGAGUUCUAUGAAUCACC